This is a messenger RNA of Halichondria panicea, 6896 nucleotides long. RefSeq names its product ATP-binding cassette sub-family A member 2-like. The transcript has 27 exons. Gene Ontology annotation, biological process: transmembrane transport; lipid transport. NCBI's taxonomy places the organism in Eukaryota, Metazoa, Porifera, Demospongiae, Suberitida, Halichondriidae. Gene Ontology annotation, molecular function: ATP hydrolysis activity; lipid carrier activity; ABC-type transporter activity. Gene Ontology annotation, cellular component: intracellular membrane-bounded organelle; membrane. The record is from RefSeq and is a predicted model, not a curated record. The coding region runs from base 102 to 6725 and encodes 2207 amino acids.
CUAUUAGCAUGUCAUGUGGUCUUUUGUUUAGCAGCUACCGUGUGAAUUGCUGCAUGUAUAAUAGUUAUGUGUAGAAGCUGUAGACACAAGCUAGCUAAGUUAUGAAGCUGCUCUCAAGUGUGAGCUUGUGGCUACGGAGACUGUUGAUACUCAUUUGGAAGAAUGUUCACUUGAGGUGGCGGACCAGCUCAGUAGGCUGCUCACACAGGCUGAUAGGAAGAGUGCCUAUAUUCCUCCUCAUUGAAGUGCUCUGGCCCCUAGUGCUCUAUACUAUCAUCGUCCUCCUGCGUCUUAACUUCCCUCCAGGAGAACGCAGUAUUAAUCUAUGGCGUCCUGUAGCCCUGCCCUCUGCUGGGACUCUUCCCUUCAUGCAAUCAUUGCUUUGUGAUCUGGAUCAGAAUGGCCAUCGCUAUGGCUACAAGGCCAUGCCGUCCUACCCCAAUGCCCCUGUGAAUGAUGUGUAUUCUCUGUUGGAUGAGUUUGGAUCUCUGAAUGGAACACUGGACACCUUCUGCUCCACCAUCCAUUCCCUCACUGAUACCACUUCCUGUUCCUUGUCUGCUGCACUACCAGAAUGUCAGCAAGAUGUAGUACCACUGACGUGUUUCCUUGACGACCCGACUGGCUUUGAGAUGUUCCUGACCUCUGACCUCCACUUCUCACCCAGACUGUCUCAAGGCAUCCUGGGAGCCACUGUAGACACUAACAGUGGACUGCUUUCUGGGGGCUUUCCCUUACCUCGGGGCAAGCGUCAGUUGCCUGGCUUCCCCUCCCUGGGGGGUCUCACAGACACACUCAUCACACCGGCUGGGCUCAGAGCACUAGUGUGCACUGGGAAUGGAGCACUGCUCAAUGGUCUGAUAGAGUUUCAGAAUGUCUCUGCAGCUGAUGUGUCAGUGGCUGUGUGUGCUCUCAACACAACACAAACAAAUGCUUUGGCUGUUGAGUUGCAGCAACAACUGUCAGUGCCGACAGAUUGCAAUCCACUGGGUGGACUAUCUAGUGUAACUAAUUUUGAGAAGGGUCGUGACCUGUUACUCAAGUUCAGCAACCUCUCAACGGAUGGGUUGUUCAGUGACACUAAUGGCGGGGGCGAUGGAGAGGGUGGGCUGUCCCUGGACUCCAUUACCAAGGGAGCAAAGUUCUUCUGUGGAGAUAUUGAGGGAGGCAAUCAGUCACUAGGAUUGCUCUUAUUCUCGGCCCUGUACGGAAAUGAUUAUCAACAAAGUACAUUUGAACAAGGCGGUGGCAAUCUCUCCAUCAUACCAGACCGCAUUGCCAUGAAGAUACUCUACUCUCCUAAUAACAACCACACAGCUCAUAUCAUGACUAGAGCAUCACGAACAUUUCAAACCUUUGUGUACAUUGAAGACUGGGCCCAGCAGCUAGCCAACUGCUCAGAUGACUUCCUCAAUAACUUCCCUCCUAACUCCACUCAGGCUAACAACACACGCACACUAGUAGCCCUGCUGUUAGGGGACAACUCCACACAAGUGUCCCCACUCUUCCAGCCAGGCCUAGAUCAACUGAGGCAGAACUUGUCAGUGGAGAAUCUCGAAUACACACAAGGAUUGCUAAAUGAGAGUGCCCCUGGUAAUAUCUGGGAGGUCGUCACUAAUAUAAGAGAUGUAGCAAUCACUAUACACGAUGUGUUGGACAGGUUUAACUGGGACGUCUUCUACCCCAUGCCAGAUGAAGCUUCCCUGGAUAGCCUGGCCGCUAAUUAUACUGCUCAGAAUGAGCUCAACUUUACGACAGUGUUUGCUGGAGUGGUGUUUGAUGGUGUGGGUGAGGAGGGAGAUAUAACCAACGCUACCAUCAAGAUCCGUAUGAACUCAACCUCCGUGGUGGACCCCACUGAGCUCACACAGACUGUGUGGACCCCUGGCCCAGAGAACACUGGCUGGAAGAAGGCAUAUCUCAGUCAAGGCUUCUCCUUCCUACAAGACAUGGUAGAGAGAGCUCUAGCUGAGGAGAUAGUAGGACAUCCCAUACCCACACCUGGACUAUACCUCCAACAAAUGCCUUAUCCCUGCUACCAACAUGACAAUUAUGUCGUGGCUAUGGAGUUUAUGUUGGCACUGACUAUGCUCUUUGCGUGGUUGUUUCCCGUUGCCAUGACAACACGAGCUAUUGUACGGGAGAAAGAGGUUCGUCUGAAGGAGUACAUCAAGAUGGUGGGAGUGUCCGACAGUCAACUGAGACUAUCUCGUGUACUAGUGUCCGGGUCCAUUCUCCUCAUCUCUGUUUGCUUUAUCACUCUCUUAUUGAAGGUUGGGAACAUCCUGCCCCUCACUGAUUGGUCGCUGCUCUUUAUAUACCUGUGUCUGUAUGCCCUCGUGAUGCUGGCUUAUAGCUUCUUAGUGUCCACCAUGUUCACCAAUGCUAACCUGGCCGCUUGUGUGGCUUCACUCAUCUACUUCAUGGUGUUGUUUGGACACACGACACUGGUCAGCAAGCAGCAGGACAUGAGUCCCUUCACUGUAGGACUGGCUUGUCUAUGGGCUCCCCUUGGCUUUGCUCUGGGUGCCCAGUACAUGGUCCAAUGGGAGGUCCGUCAGGAAGGACUGCAAUGGGCCAAUAUGAACCUCCUUCCUGGCACGGAUGAUCAACUCUCCUUUCUGUCUGUGGCCAUCAUACUGUGUGUGGACACUGCACUGUACUUCCUCGCCACCUGGUACAUUGAGGGAGUAGCCCCUGGUCGUUAUGGAGUAGCCAAACCAUUCUACUUCCCCUUCAUGCCAUCUUAUUGGCUAGGACAAAGUGGGCGUGACUGGUUCAAAGGUCACAACGAGCACCAACCCCUGAAGAAUGAGGAUGGUGAUCAGACUGAUGGUGUUGGGCCUGUGUGUGAGGAGGAGCCGCUAGGCCUGCCUCUAGGGAUCGAAAUGUGUCAUCUCACCAAGAUCUACUCGUCUUGUAAGCGCAAGAAAGUGACUGCUAUCAAAGAUCUCUCUCUCAACUUCUACGAGGGUCAGAUUACAACAUUGCUCGGACACAACGGUGCUGGCAAAACUACCACCCUGUCGAUCCUGGCUGGACUAUUUGAGCCAACUAGUGGUACAGCGCGUAUCUAUGGCAACAGUAUUAGACGCCACAUGGACUCCAUACGACAAGGUCUCGGGAUCUGUCCUCAACACAAUAUCCUGUUUAGCGAGUUAACGGUGGAGGAACAUUUGCUGUUCUUUGGUCAACUGAAGGGCCUCUCCUGGAGAGAGUCAAUGAGGCAAAUACCAGAAUGGCUAUCCAAGGUAGACCUCCUACCUCAUGCUACUAAACUAGCCAAGCAUCUCUCUGGAGGAAUGAAGAGGAAGCUCUCCAUCUUAUUGGCUUUUGUAGGAGGCUCUCGCACUGUCAUCCUAGAUGAGCCCACUGCUGGGGUGGAUCCAUACGCACGAAGGCAGAUCUGGGACUUCCUGUUACGUCAACGCGAGGGACGAACCAUCAUACUGUCCACACAUCACAUGGACGAGGCGGAGAUACUGGGAGAUCGUAUUGCCAUCAUCUCGCAAGGUUCUCUCAUCUGCUGUGGCAGCUUUGAGUUCCUCAAGCAUCGCUUUGGACAGGGUCACAGACUCACACUACUCACCACCUCGAGUGAGGGGGCGUGUGAGGAGGGUGUGGGGGCGUUCCUUGUGGGACAUGUGAGGGGUGUGAAGCUGUUAGAAGUGCGGGGACCAGAGCUUCACUAUCUACUGCCAUUGAGUGGGGCCAGGGCCAGUGUGCUGACUCAGCUGUUUAGAGAGCUAGAAGCCGCUAAAGCAGAACUGGGUGUGGUUUCGUAUGGACUCACAGCUUGCUCCAUGGAAGAGAUAUUUGUUGAAUUGACGGAAAAAGAUGAUAAGAAGUCGGACGAGGAUGGAUUGGUGCCACGCCCCUCUGUCAGCUCAAUAGAGACCACACCCCCUGACAACCAAGAUGACCUCCCUGACGACACAGUGUUUGACGAAAGUCCUCUCUUUGGAGAAAGGCAGGGUAAGCUUGAUCGACUCUCUCGUGCUCCACUCUGGUUCUCACAGUAUACUGCUCUCAUGGCUAAGAGGUUCCACUACACGAAGCGGCGUUUGUUGGCUCUAGUCAUUCAGAACAUCCUGCCAUUGUUUGUGUUGGGCAUGUCGCUGCUCAUUGCUCACCUCCUGCAAACUGUCCCUGACCCACCUCCUAUUGAACUGACUCCCAAUCUCCUCUUCUCCAUCAACAAGAACAACUACCUCUUUGCUGCCGGAUACAGUAACAACCAAACUGACAAGUACAUUCAAACUCUUUUCCAACCUUGUGGGGUCGGAGGUCAUAGUACGUCUGCUGACCCCUCUAAGUGUUUCCCUAACAACUCGUACAAUGCUAGCUCCGCCUACCUAUGCCCUGACCCUCCUCUCCACUCAGCCCUCUGUACAUGCAGUGCUAAUUGCUCUAGUCCAGUGCCGUUCCCUCCACAACCAUCCUGCUAUAAUGGUACUGGUACUGGCUCCAGGGUGCAAAACCUCACCAUGUCCUUUGACCCCAAUGACCCCAACGCUGGCGACGAAACUAUCACGAAUUAUCUGUUGCAAAGCAAGCAAUCGUUUGUUCAACAACGUUACGGUGGUUUGAGCUUUGGUCUUGUGCGCAGUGAAGUGGACGAGUCACUGGAUCCUGAGACUAUACCAUUCCUGGCUGUUAGGGAAGCCGCUAAAGUGUGGUACAGUCUCAAGUCUUAUCAUAGUCAACCUUCGUUCAUCAAUGUCAUGAACAAUGCCCUCAUGAGAGGAGAGCUUGGACCAGAUAAACAACAGUCACAAUAUGGUUUCAAGACAAUUUCUCAUCCAUUUCCAACCUCUGAUCUGUGGAAGAUCAACUAUGCUAUAAAAGAGAAGGGCAGUUUCCUGGUUAACCCUUUGGCUCUCAUGUUUGCGCUGGGUUUUGUUGUGGCAGGAUUUGUACUUAUUCUAAUUGAGGAACGUGCCGGUAAUGUUAAACACCUUCAGCUCAUCUGUGGCAUGAACAAGACAGUGUACUGGUUGGCUAACUUCACAUGGGACCUGCUGUGGUUUGUUGGCUUCACUCUGCUCACGCUAGCACUGUAUCUGGCAUUCCAGGAUCCAUUCUACACUGGCUCUGAUGUGCUCCCAUUGUUCCUGCUAGUACUACUAGCCUAUGGUCUUGCUGUUACACCAUGGAUCUAUGUCAUGUCCUUCUUGUUCCAGUCCCCAGCCACGGCUUAUGUUGUCCUCUUCUGUCUCAACUUCUUAGGAGGCUUCAGUAUUCUAAUCGUGGAUGCCAUACUGCUGUUUGUCAACACUGAUAGUGACCAACUUACUAAGAACCAUCUCUACUAUUGGCUUGGGCUCAUUCCUAUACCAUCGUAUGUGUUGGCGCGUGGCUCCAUGUACAUAGCCUCAGACUAUCCACUGCGUAAAGUUGUUGCAUCAUUUGGUGCUAUUGACCUGCCUAAUCCGUAUGCUGAGUUGGCACCUUUCCUAGCGGCUCUACUAGGACAAGCCAUCUUCUAUACUGCCAUUCUCGUGCUCAUUGAAAUGAGGCCAUACCUAAGAGGGAUCAUUUGCCGAGGUCGUUCAAAGGUCGUGACCUCUCUCCCACUGCCAUUGGACUCUGAUGAUGAUGUACGUGCCGAGAGGUCAAAGGUGACUGCUGAAGAGGGGGACUCUGAGAUAUUGAGGAUGAAUGCAUUAUCUCGAGUAUAUCGCACAAACCUCGGCCGGAGCAGGAGAGUAGCAGUUAACCAACUCUGCCUCUCUGUGAACAAAGGAGAGUGUUUUGGAUUGCUUGGUGUGAACGGAGCCGGUAAGACCACCACCUUCAAGAUGCUCACUGGAGACAUUGUACCCUCGGCUGGUGAUGCUGUGAUAGCUGGUCACACACUCUCAACAUCACGUGGUCCAGUACAGCAAUCCAUUGGCUACUGUCCACAAGUCGAUGCUCUGAUUGACCAGCUCACAGGGAGACAACACUUGGUCUUGUUCUGUAGACUGCGAGGAUUGCGUGGUACUGACUUGCAAGGUGUGGUGGAGGAGGCAUUGGAGAAGCUGGGUCUGAAUGCUUAUGCUGACCGUCCAGUGGGAGCAUACUCUGGAGGGAACCGGAGGAAGCUAUCCACUGCCAUAGCUCUGUUAGCCAACCCUCCACUGGUGCUCUUGGAUGAACCUACAUCAGGAGUUGAUCCUCGUGCCCGCCACUUCUUAUGGUCUCUCAUUCGUAGACUAGUUGCUGACUCAACACAAUCGGUGGUGCUCACUACACACAGUAUGGCGGAGUGUGAGGCUCUUUGCUCUAGAGUAGCAAUCAUGGUCAAUGGAGAGUUUCAUUGUCUAGGAUCACCACAGCAACUCAAGUCCACGUAUGGCAGUGGCUACAAGCUCAAGCUGAGGGUUGCAGGUGAAGUUGAGCCUGUCAAAGAGUUCGUACGGCAAAACCUGCCAGGAGCUGUGCUGAAGGAGGAACACUACACUACCCUGGUGUACCAACUGCUCUCUUCUGACUCGCUACUGCUGCAUAAUGUGCUGGAGAUUAUGGAACAAGCUAGAGAGACCCUCGAUAUUCAGGACUACAGUGUGAGCCAGACUACACUGGACGAUGUGUUCAUCCACUUUGCUAAUGAACAGAGUGAGGAAGUUGGGAUAAUGAGAGGGGAAGUCCCUAAUGACGAGAUGCUCCCUGAUCUUGUCCCACUUGGUCCUGUCGAACAUGUCAUUCAGAUCACGGAUGAUGACCAAGCUACACAACUGUGAACACGUGCAAUCUUGAGACUAUAGUACAAUACAUGCAAAUUAGCUAUAACUCAGUUGUCCAUUCUUUAUUUUUAUAUUUUGCACUUUCAUUAUGACUGUUAUUUAUUACAUUUUGAGUUAAUUAAUUAACUCAUUUUCACCAGAAUUUGUUUGAUAAUGUUACAAUGUACA